GAUUGCCCUAUUUGGCGCCCAGAUUAUAUUAGGGAGGAGAGAGAACGAGAGAGGACCAUAAACCUUAAACCCUUGAACCGGCACUCUCUCUAUCUCUCUAAAGCCUUGGAAGCUUGAUAGAGGAAUCACCCAAACUCUUUCAGUUGAUCAGAAAUGCGUAUCCCUUAUCGCAGCCCUCUCCACAAACUCUUCAACUCAAACGUUCCCAUGGGCUCCAAACAAUUUCUCAAAUCCACACCUUUCACAGCAGUACCAAGAACCCCUUCUUCACCCACACAUAGACUCAUCUUCUCUACUCUCCCUUCAAAACGCAUCUCCAAGAUUCACCCUGUGUCUCUCAGAACUUCUUGGCUUUCAUCUGCCUCUGCCGCGAGCAUUCCUUCAACAGUGUGCUUUGGGGACCCAAACGAGAAAGGGUUUAAUUCGGUUCAAACGGAGGUUCUGAGGCGGAGACUGGGGGAGUUUGGUAUUGAAAAUGAUUUUUGUAGAGCUGGGCAGCAUCGCACACUUUGUCCUGAGUGCAAAGGUGGGGCUUCCGGAGAGAAGAGCUUAGCCCUUUGUAUCUCUCAAAAUUGGAGAUCAGCAGUUUGGAAUUGUUUUCGGGCAAAUUGUGGAUGGAAGGGCAGUAUACAGGCCCACGCAGAUGCUAAGUCAGGAAGCAUGAUUCGGAGCCCAAAAGUUAAGCACAAGAGAGAAAUUACAGAAGAGAGUUUGGAGUUGGAACCACUCUGUGAUGCGCUACGUGAAUAUUUUAAUGAAAGAAUGAUAUCGGUGGAAACGCUGCAAAGAAAUUCUGUAAUGCAAAGAAAAUGUGGUGAUGAGAUUGUCAUUGCAUUUCCUUAUCGACGAAAUGGAGCACUUGUGAGUUGCAAAUACCGUGGCAUCACCAAAAAGUUUUGGCAGGAAAAGGAUACUGAAAAGAUAUUCUAUGGACUUGAUGAUAUAAGCAACACGGAUGAUAUAAUCAUUGUUGAGGGUGAAAUGGACAAACUUGCUAUGGAAGAAGCUGGUUUCCGGAAUUGUGUGUCUGUCCCUGAUGGUGCACCUCCAUCAGUUUCCACUAAAGAUGUGCCAUCUGAAGACCAGGACACAAAGUAUCAGUAUCUGUGGAACUGCAAAAAGUACCUUGAGAAGGCAUCUCGCAUAAUUCUUGCUACUGAUGCGGAUCGACCUGGUCAAGCCUUAGCUGAAGAGCUUGCACGCCGUCUUGGAAGAGAAAGAUGCUGGCGAGUCUGUUGGCCAAAGAUGAAUAAGGAUGACAAUUUGAAAGAUGCAAAUGAGGUUGGCAAUUUGAAAGAUGCAAAUGAGGCUGUCCAUUUCAAAGAUGCAAAUGAGGUGCUCAUGUUUAUGGGACCUGAUAAGCUGAAAGAAGUCGUUGAUACUGCUGAGUUAUAUCCUAUAAAGGGACUGUUCAACUUUAAAAAUUAUUUUGAUGAGAUUGAUGCAUAUUAUAAUCGAACUCUUGGUUAUGAGAUUGGUGUCUCAACUGGAUGGAGGUGUUUGGAUGAACUAUACAAUGUUGUGCCGGGAGAGUUGACCAUAGUAACUGGAGUUCCUAAUUCAGGAAAGAGUGAGUGGAUUGAUGCUCUUUUGUGCAAUCUUAGUGAAAGUGUUCAUUGGAAAUUUGCACUUUGCUCUAUGGAAAACAAGGUUCGGGAGCAUGCAAGAAAACUUUUAGAGAAAUUCGUAGAAAAACCGUUCUUUGGUACCAGGUAUGGAGAAUCUGUUGAAAGGAUGGGUGUUGAUGACCUAGAGAAAGGGAAGCAAUGGCUGAGCCAGACAUUUUAUCUCAUACGGUGUGAAAAUGACUGCCUUCCAGAUAUAGACUGGGUUCUUAAUCUUGCAAGAGCAGCAGUUUUGAGACAUGGGGUGCGUGGACUUGUGAUUGAUCCAUACAAUGAGCUUGAUCAUCAGCGUUCUGCGAGCCAGACUGAAACAGAGUAUGUGAGUCAGAUGCUUACAAAGGUUAAAAGAUUUGCUCAACAUCACUCUUGUCAUGUCUGGUUUGUAGCACAUCCAAGACAGAUGCAUCAAUGGGUUGGAGGUCCUCCAACUAUGUAUGAUAUCAGUGGAAGUGCACAUUUCAUAAAUAAAUGUGACAAUGGGAUUGUUAUUCACCGGAACAGGGAUCCAGAGGCUGGCCCCAUUGAUCUAGUGCAAGUUUGUGUAAGAAAGGUACGGAACAAGGUCGUAGGGACCAUAGGCAAUGCCUUUUUGUCAUAUAACAGGGUAACAGGCAAAUAUAAGGACUCCGAGGAUGAAUUAACGGGCAAAUUCGGCAAUAUAAACCAAAAUCGACUCGGUAGUUCUUGAGAAAACCUACAACUUCAGGUGGUUCUACUAAUUUUGGCACAUGGACUCGGUAGUUCUUGAGAAAACCUACAACUUCAGGAGGUUCUCCUAAUUUUGGCACAUGACCUGGUUGCUUGGAGUUUCAUAGCGGGAAUGGUUUUUGCUUGCUCCAAAAGCAAUGAGGGUACUGAAAAUACAACAAUGGUAAGUACUAAAUUAUAUAUUUAUAUUUUGUAUUAUUAGGUAUCAUAUUGUAAUUUUUUUUUUUUUUUUGAAAAAUAAAUUUUAAUUGAGUAACAUCCUCUCUGUAAGAGGCUGCUUGAUAUGCUUAUGACUUAUAGUUGAAUGGUGAUUCCAUUUUCAGGAAAGUUUAAAAUUGAGGAAAAUCUUGUUUGUGGAAUUCUGGUCCA
Messenger RNA from Cornus florida, 2702 nucleotides. Its product is annotated as twinkle homolog protein, chloroplastic/mitochondrial. Gene Ontology annotation, biological process: DNA replication. The transcript has 21 exons. The record is from RefSeq and is a predicted model, not a curated record. Gene Ontology annotation, molecular function: 5'-3' DNA helicase activity; single-stranded DNA binding; ATP binding. Lineage: Eukaryota; Viridiplantae; Streptophyta; Magnoliopsida; Cornales; Cornaceae. The coding region runs from base 154 to 2313 and encodes 719 amino acids.